This is a messenger RNA of Tympanuchus pallidicinctus (lesser prairie-chicken), 4711 nucleotides long. It is a transcript of the gene EGLN3, whose product is annotated as egl-9 family hypoxia inducible factor 3. Gene Ontology annotation, cellular component: nucleus; cytoplasm. Gene Ontology annotation, molecular function: ferrous iron binding; peptidyl-proline 4-dioxygenase activity; L-ascorbic acid binding. NCBI's taxonomy places the organism in Eukaryota, Metazoa, Chordata, Aves, Galliformes, Phasianidae. The coding region runs from base 352 to 1077 and encodes 241 amino acids. The record is from RefSeq and is a predicted model, not a curated record. The transcript is spliced from 5 exons. Gene Ontology annotation, biological process: peptidyl-proline hydroxylation to 4-hydroxy-L-proline; cellular response to hypoxia.
UGCGGCGGCGCGGCGGGAGCGGGCGGACUGCGAGCACACAUCCCGCACGUAGCCCGCGUAUUAAUCAGCGCGGGACCAUCUGCCGCCCGCUCCUUAAAGCGCUGGGGGUUGCGGGCGUCGUGAGAGUGCGGUUCGGUGUUGUGCGGUAACAGCGAUAUCAGCGCAGGGCUCCGAUAGCAGCGUCGUCCCUGAGGUGCGGGUCUGAGCAGAGGCGCACAGCUGUGCGCACCCCGUCCGGGCGUCUGCAAAGUUUGGUCCCGUUCCGGAGUCCUGUCCCGGCCUGGAGCCGGCGGGCAUCACUUAUCAAGGCGGGUGCCUGCAGGGCAGCGGCGCGCCCGUCCCCGCCGCACCAUGCCGCUGGGGCACAUCAUGCGGCUGGACCUGGAGAGGCUCGCCCUGGAGUACGUUGUGCCUUGUCUGCACGACAUCGGCUUCUGCUACCUGGACAACUUCCUGGGGGAGGUGGUGGGCGACUGCGUGCUGGAGCGGGUGAAGCGCAUGCACCGUGACGGUGAGCUGGCCGACGGGCAGCUGGCUGGCCCCAGCCGCGGUGUCGCUAAGAGGCAUCUCCGCGGCGACCAGAUCAAGUGGAUCGGGGGCACGGAGGAAGGCUGCGAGGCUAUCAACUUCCUUCUCACGCUGAUCGACCGCCUGGUGAUGUACUGCGGCAGCCGGCUCGGCAAGUACUACGUAAAGGAGCGCUCUAAGGCUAUGGUUGCUUGUUAUCCUGGAAAUGGAACUGGGUAUGUGCGUCAUGUGGACAACCCAAAUGGCGAUGGGCGCUGCAUCACCUGUAUUUAUUACCUGAAUAAGAACUGGGACUCCAAGCUCCAUGGUGGAAUUCUUCGAAUAUUCCCAGAAGGGAAGUCCUAUGUAGCAGAUGUUGAGCCGAUUUUUGACAGGUUGCUUUUUUUCUGGUCAGAUCGAAGGAACCCUCAUGAAGUCCAGCCUUCUUAUGCAACCAGAUAUGCCAUGACCGUGUGGUAUUUUGAUGCUGAAGAAAGAGCAGAAGCAAAAAAAAAGUUCAGGAACUUAACUGAUGCAAGGAAGAGAGAAGCAGCUCUUAAUGAAAACUAAUCAACUAUUUCUGAACUUUGUGAAGAAAUAGGAUCCCAAAGAUGACUUCUAUUUCCAAUGAACCAUGGCACAUUUUUGUUAUGCACAAGAACGCACUGGUUGUGUCUCUGUCUAGCAUGUGCAUCUUGUAUUGAUGGUACUUAAGGCAGCCUCCUGUCAUGCCUGCAUCUGGCAGAAGGAACUGUUGUUUUCUAUUUGCCUUUUGCUGGAAAAAGUAACCAGGGUUUUAAUUUAAAAAUAAAUAAGUAAAAGGGAAAAGAAAAAAAGAAGCCUAGUGGUAGUGGCUCGACCAACUGGCUUGUGAUCACUUUUGUAACCAAGGUAACAAUCAUUGGAACUAGUGGGAAAAACCUGAGUCUUAUUUGCACUUUACUGGGGAAAAAAUAUAAAUCUAGCUCAAUAUAAAGGAGCUUUGCAAGUUUAAAGUCUGCGGCAGACUGCUGAUGGGCAAGGAGAGAUAUUGGAAAUGUGAUAUUAAACUGGAUUUUUUUUUAGGGUCUCCUAUUGUAUGUCCCACAUGAGCUUGUUCAUGGACCGCUUAUCAGCUUUCCUAUAUGGAACACUGGCUCAGCUCUUCUGUAGCAGGAGUUUCCAAACAGACUUCUGUCUUCAUCACAUUUCUUGGAGUUCAAUUGUUUUGUGUUAGAGCUGUGCCAUUGCACUUCUCUUUCUGUCCCAGGCUAGAGAGGGUGGUGGUUAUGCAUCAGUCCACACGUUUGUAAAAGCAUUCCCUUUCUGUUCUGAGCUGGAUUGGUUUUGUUUUCUAUUUUAACUUUUUUUUAAAGCAGCUGUUUCCUCCCAGAAAUUCAGUAAACUUUGAAGGCUGAUGGCGCAGAAAGCACUGGCUCUAAAGGCCAACAGUUAUGUAGAGUUGAAUGUCUUUUUAAUGACUCUUCUCCAGCAGGCAUAUUUUGUAUGAUACAGAUGUGAAUCUGAAAUGAAAUACACGUCUGACAAAUGUAUGGUAAUGACUGUUGACAUGAAGUUGAUUUCUGUGCUGCUUAUCCCUAGUUAAGACACUUGUUUAGCUUUGUUUGCAUGUGUAUGAAAUUUGAAUGAAACAGUGAUUCUGUUUCAAUUCUGUUAUGCCAGGUAACUACUUCUGUUAUGUUUAAGCCAUGAGAUAUACAACAGAUUAUUCAAUUGGCAAAGCACUUUGUUUUUUCUCCAUUAUUUUCUAAAAAGUUAGAUGAGUAACUGCUGAGUUAUGUCCAAUCUGUUUAAGCUACAGCAUAUAACCAGCACUUACUGUGCAGUUUGGAAUAGCUCUUAAUGGAGCUGAGAGCUUUUUCUGUGCCACCUGUUCACAGUAGCCAAGGUGGUCUUCCUGUGCUGCCAGUACUCGGACCAGUCUGCCACACCAUGCCAGGCUGUUGUGCUGUCAGUGGGCCUGGGUCUGUUGCACCUCAGCUAAAGGAUGAACAGGACGCAUGCAGUGGCUGUUGUUAAGCUACAAUGACAAAAGGGUAACAGCUACAAAGGACAAAAAAGAUAUAAAUUCCCUUAUGCUAAACAAUAAUAAUAGAAAUGGAGUAUUUCUUAAACAGUUUUGUGUUAGAAAAAGCUGGGCAUCUUUCAGCCUGCUCUUGAAUUUUGAAUGUAAAUACAGUAGUGCUAUGGAACCCCUCAUCCUCUCUGUCUUCUCCCAGAGAUCUAGCUUUGGCUGUGUGGACUGGACUUUAUUCAGCCUGGUUGUGCACCUUAAGGGAGGAAUAUGAGGGAACAUGUCACAAACAGUCUCAUAACUCAAAACUACGAAAAGACAGAUAAUUUGAUUGAUGUCCUUUAAUCUUAGGAAAAACAUUAUUCUGCUUCACUUGCAUCUAAAUAACGCAACAUAGACUUGAAAGAAACUUAAUGAUGACUUGAAAUUCUCAUUCUUCAAUGUUUGUGUGUGGAGAAAGUUAGGUCUCUUCCCCAAGUGUGAGAGGUAACCCUUUGGAAGACGGUAGGUGUCAAAUUCUCUGAAAGGGUCAAACUGAGGAUUGAUAUAUAAAAGGUGGGAGGAAAAAAUUUCAUCUUGUUGUAUUACUAUGCAAAACUGGGAAUGGAGCAUGAGUUUUAAACUUCUGUGUACUUUUAAGUGAGGCAAUGACAGCUAAAGUAGAGCAGAUCAAGUCUUGUUUGCAUUUGGAAACUGUAACAUUAAAACAGUGCAGUAGGAAGAUAUUAGUACAAAUCUCACUGGAGCCUAGAACAGUGGAAAAAUGAUAGGGUGGAAGGGAAAGGACUUGCAUAAAGUUUGGGAAAGAAAGGUACUUUGGUUACUACGAGCUACCAUCUACCUUCACCAGUGGGUAGCAGCACGUGGUAAAUGGAGGUUGGAACAGUAUAGAUGCACUUAUUGUAAAUAAAGUACAUACUUUUCAUUUUUAGCUUAUAUUUUCCUGGUCUAGAUAGAGGAGAGAAAACAAUUAUCCUGUGGCAGAGAACAUUGCCUUCUUUUUUGUUAACACUGUAGUGAAAUACAAAAAAAACAAAAAACAAAACAACAACAACAACAACAAAAAAUAUUGAAACCAAUUCCUGUCUUCUGUUCCAGAACUUUCCCUUUCCAGGUCAGUGGAGUGGUAUCCUCAAAGAUGUUGUAAUUUAAUUGGGUGGUGGUGGGGUGAUUGAUGGUCUUGUAGGAAUCCAGUCUAAUGUUUUCUAUGUAGAUUUCCCAUAGUGGCAAACUGUUCUGUGGGAAUGUAAUUGUAUAAGAACUCUUGGGGCAGCAGAAGGCAUUUCAAGGAGAUUCCUUCCUUUCUUUGGGUUUUGUCUUCAUGGUAAAGUGGCUGAAACAUUAAUGGCCAAAGAGCACUUCUCAUCCAGUUGUGAAAAGGCAUUUAACUUCUAGUGCUCAAAAGCUUUUCAAUUUUAGGUAAUGUGCCUUCUUCAUUCAUAUUUGUGGAGAUGCUACAUGCCACAUGUACAUGUCCUGCAGUUUAUCGUGGCUCUUUAGGAAAUAUAUUUGCCUUUCCAAAUGCAAUUUCAUUCAAAUCAGGGUGUGCUAGGAAAUAUGCAGAGCCACCAGGCCACAGUUUCUGAUAGAUGAGGUUUGUUAUGCAGGAAGGAAAAAGGCCAGGAGACAGUUAAGUAGUCUAGAGGCUAUUUGUAAUGAACCUGUAGCAAAACUUGCAGACUAUUUGGGCACAGUAGCCUCUAAUAAGUCUCAUUUUCUCUUGAUUACUUCUGGUUCUAUGACAAAUGGCCUCAACAAAGAAAUGUUUAGAGGCCCACUUUGUUUUGGGUUUUUUUUUCCUUUUCUUUUUUUCUCUUUAAGCAGCUUUAGUCCUUUCCUUCUGAGUUUUUUAAAGUUGUUGAUAUAUAUAUAUAUAUAUAUAUAUAUAUAUAUAUACUGCUGUUGCAAAACAGCUGGCUCUAACACCACUUGCAUCUAGAAGAAAAUGUAUCUAUUUGCAGGCAAAUAACUAGUUCUACUUUGACUGUUAUGUACUCCCAGCAGAUAUCUGAGAGUGAGUUAUGACUACAUCUUCUCUUGUCAGGUUGUAUGCUGGUCAACAAUGCUGGCACUUUGCAUUGGAUUGAUACGGAAACCUGUAGUAGUAUUUUAUCAUGCAUCACAUUUUGUGUUCCUGUUAUUCUUUCUAAAGAAAAAGUAUGGCAGGAGUCAAUAAACACUGGGUCAUGU